Ahaetulla prasina is the source of this 4791-nucleotide messenger RNA. RefSeq names its product X-ray repair cross complementing 1 (gene XRCC1). The transcript is spliced from 17 exons. The record is from RefSeq and is a predicted model, not a curated record. Bases 79 to 2037 code for a protein of 652 amino acids. Gene Ontology annotation, cellular component: nucleus. Gene Ontology annotation, molecular function: damaged DNA binding. Gene Ontology annotation, biological process: base-excision repair; single strand break repair; double-strand break repair via nonhomologous end joining. Lineage: Eukaryota; Metazoa; Chordata; Lepidosauria; Squamata; Colubridae.
GGAAGAGCGGCCGUUUCCGGCACUUGGCGGAGUUUUGCUGCCGGGUGACGGCGGCGGGUGACAGAAAGUGGCGGGGCGAUGCCGGAGAUCGAGAUCCGACAUGUGGUCUCCGCGAGCAGCUCCGACACGACUCAUUGUGCUGAGAACCUGCUCAAGGCUGACACCUAUCGCAAGUGGAAGGCUGCCCAGGCUGGGGAAAAGCAAGUCUCGGUCAUAUUACAAUUUGAAAAAGAGGAGCAGAUUCACAGCAUCGAUAUUGGCAAUGAAGGCUCUGCCUUUGUGGAAGUGCUGGCUGGCAGCUCUGCCUCCUCCAGUGAGCAGAAUUAUGAGGUGCUGUUGGUUACAUCCUCCUUCAUGUCCCCCUCAGAGAGCAAGAGUAGCACCAACGUGAACAGAGUCCGUAUGUUUGGGCCAGAUAAACUGGUGAAGGCAACAGCUGAGAAGAAGUGGGACCGAGUUAAGAUUGUUUGUACCCAGCCGUAUACCAAGUCUCUGGCUUAUGGCCUUUCCUUCGUGAGGUUCCAUUCUCCUCCAGACAGCAGCGAGACACAUUCCAAAGCGGCUUCACCGAAGGUCACCAAAUUGGGCCAGUUUAAGGUGAAGGAGGACGACAGCAACUCCAGCUCUCUGAAACCCGGUGCUCUCUUUUUCAGCCGUGCCAGUAAACCCCUGGUCUCCCCUCCUAAAGCAUCUCAGAAUGACCAGCCUUCACCCAGUUAUGCUGCCGCCUCACUACAGACCAACAGAUCUCUUUCUCCUGACUCUUCAGCAUCAGCGGUGGACAAACCCACCACCAAAAUGCCACCCAAGGAACCCACCCCAGUCAAAAGGAAGUUUGAGUUCAGCAAAGAAAAUGCUGGCCUUUCAUCAGCAACCAAGAAAGCUAACCCUGAUAAGGCCCGUGUUACACACCCACCUUCCAAAAAACACAAAGUUUCUCUCUCCACGUCUCCUCCCCAGAAGACGCUGCCUUUCAAAAAAGCUCUUCCCACACAGUCUUCAGAGGAGACGGCAGCAAACGGGUCUUUCCAACAACUCCUACAGGGUACCGUCUUCGUGCUGAGCGGCUUCCAGAACCCCUUUCGCUCUGAAUUAAGGGACAAGGCCUUGGAGAUGGGGGCCAAGUACCGUCCAGACUGGUCCCCUGACAGCACUCACCUCAUCUGUGCCUUUGCCAACACCCCCAAAUACAGCCAGGUGAAAGGGCUCGGGGGCAUCAUUGUACGGAAAGAAUGGAUCCUGGACUGCCACCGUACCCGUCGGUGCUUACCCUGCAAAAGGUACGUGAUGGGUGGCCCAGACUCGUCCAGCAGUGAAAAGGAAGAGGAGAGUGAGGAGGAGACCCCAGCUCCACCUCGCAGACCUUUGACUCCUCAACAGAAAACAAGCGUGCCCAGCCCCAACCACCAAGUUAAGCCUGCCACCAGCCCCAAAGUAAAGCAGGCGGUGCCACCCAGAGUGUCUUCCGGGGAGGAAGAGGAGGAGCCCACCACCUCUCACAACAGCAACAUCCACAACCAUUCAAGGGCAUCCAGCGGCGACGAGAAAUUGGCAGGUCUUCAAGACAACGGAGACGAAGGGUCUGGUGACACCGAUGACGAGUUAAGGAGAGUUGAAGAGGAACACCGCAAAAAGCAGCAAGGCGGACGGAGGAUCGUUCCGGAACCAGACAGCGACCCCUACGCGGGUUCCACUGACGAGAACACAGAUGUUGAGGAACAGGCGGAGCCAGAUCAGCCUAUCCCAGAACUUCCAGAUCUGUUUGUGGGCAAAUGCUUCUUCCUUUAUGGUGAAUUCCCUUCUCAGGAACGACGCCUCUUGAAUCGCUACAUUAUAGCUUUUAAUGGAGAACUGGAGGACUACAUGAAUGAGCGUGUAAACUAUGUGAUCACGGCUCAAGAAUGGGAUGACACAUUUGAUGAGGCUCUGAAUGACAACCCCAACCUUUCCUUCGUGCGUCCCCGUUGGAUCUACAACUGCAAUGACCGGCAGAAGCUGAUUCCCCACCAGCCGUACGUCGUGGUGCCGCGAGCGUAGGAGGAUUACCUGCCGGAGUUUGUAUAUAAUGUAUAUUCGUCUCUUUUGGGGGAAGAUCCUUAGCUUCCUGACUAGUUGAAACAGGGCACUCCCGUUGGGAGAAAUUGCCUUUCUCUGAAGCCCUCCAACCAUAGGGUGGUUUGGAUGGUCUUUGGUUGCAUUUUUUUUUUUUCCCUUUCCCCACCCAGUUCUUCCCCCACUUAUCAUGUCAGAAGCCAGUCUGCUUUCGGAAAGCAACGCUUGCUGCGGGCUGCUCUGGAACAGAGCUAUGGUCAUCUUCCAGGACGGAGAAGGCGCUCCCUUAAAAUUAAGAGCCCAGGGUUCACCAAUGACAAAAGUUAAUGUACAGAGCCAAAUUCACAGAUCUCUUCGCGCGCCUUUGUAUUUCUUGCCCUUCUCGCUACCCACUUAGUAUUGGUACUCCUCUUUCUCUCCUUCGUCUUCCCAGGGCAUUGUGGGGAUGUGUUCUGGCUGAGCAUCUUUUGGCCUCUCCCUGUGGAAAUGUCUUUCUACGUACACCGAACCCCGACAGCAGCAAACCUUGAUUUUCCUAGCAGGGAGUUUGGGGGUUUCACAGAAGGAAAAACUUGUCCUGUUUUUCACCCAGGUUAGUUCCAAUUUCACGAUAGUAGAAAUGCGGCUUGUCCCCAUUGUUGGUGUAGGUCAGGGGUCUGCAAACUUGGCUCUUUUAAGACUUGUGGACUUCAACUCCCAGAGUUCCUCAGCCAGCUUUGCUCUGGGAGUUGAAGUCCACAAGUCUUAAAAGAGCCAAGUUUGCAGACCCCUGGUGUAGGUAAACCUCUGUGGGUCGUACCAUUUGCAGACAAAACCAAGCUCGUAUUUAAAAUGCCAAGUUCGACAAAUCGCAUUCAUGCCUUCCACAUGCACGUUUUUCAGAAAGAAAGAACAAAACACCCAGGAAAGGAAAAAAAAUGGCAUCCCAUAAUCCCCGCCCAAUCCUGGCUUGUGUUGACAAAUGCAACACUGAUUAGAAGUGUUAUGUAUGGGCUCUGUUAAAUUAAGUGAACACUUUUCCCUGACCAAUUAUUCUAAGAGGAGGGUGUUUGGCCUAGACCAAGGGUCUCCAACCUUGGCAACUUUAAGCCUGGCGGACUUCAACUCCCAGAAUUCCCCAGCCAACAAAGCUGAAUUCUGGGAGUUGAAGUCUACCAGGCUUAAAGUUGCCAAGGUUGGAGAACCCCCCGGCCUAGAUAUACGAUGGUAGCAAAGUUGAGAACGGAAGUAUUAGAAGAAUUCCUGAUUGCUUAAACCGUUAUCACAAUUUCUGGGGUAGGUUCGUGUGGCUGAAGUCUGUCUUUUCAUUUUCAAUGAAUUUUUCUAAGUUCCUCUGUCGGAAAAUAAGAAACUGCUUUAGUUAAUUUCAUGAUGGAAUUGUUCAUUUCCGCAGAGCAUUGUCGGUUUCACUAUGAAUUGUUUUGCCCCCUCCUGCUUCUUCGGAACGAAAAAUAUUGGACCAUUUUUAUGCGUUCUUUUUCAGAGUAACGUUUCUUAACCUUGGCAACUUUAAAACGAGUGAAAUUCAACUCCCAGAAUACCCUAGCCAGCAGAAUUCCCCAGCCAGAAUUCUGGUUUGGGGAACUCUGGGAGUUGGAAGUCCAUGCAUUUUAAAGCUCUCAAGGUUAAGGCGAUUUCCCGUUCCCCAAAAAUUCACGUUCCUCCCCACUUUUCAGUUGCUAUAAACUGGGCUGGGAGGUCUUGAAUAAUCUACCUCAUUUUUACAGCUGAUUUCUUAUUUCCCAGUUCUGUAUUUGCAAUCAAACCAGCCAUUCUACUCUUCGUUCUUACUUCUUUGCUUUCCCAGGGAAAAAAACGUUAAUCGGAUGUGCGGAGUGUUAUACUUGUGAUGGGCACUGCAGAAUUGGAGGUCCGUCUCCCAUUGAGACAUCCUUCAAUUGUAGUGUAUUAAUUAUUCUCAAGCAGAUUUUUUUUAUAUAUAUAAAGAUACUAAGUUGGAAGCCAGAGAUUUUUCCCUGAAGCCUGAAUUUUGUUUUAUGUGCUGGAACUCUCAAUCAUAUACUUAGGAGUGAGAUACUUGAGGAGAGAGUUCUCCUUCCUACCACUUGUUUCGUUUUUUUUAAAAAAAGAAAUCAAGACGUAGAAUAAUUUUGGCUGUACUUUCACAUCCCUUCUCAUCCUUUAUCCUGGCAAUUCAGAACUUGUCCAGAUAAGGAGCGGCUAAAAUACGUUCCAUUCUGGCUGGAGUUUGCUCAGUUCUUUUCAACUUGAGUGGAUUUCCUUGGUACAGACGAUGUCUUCCCCCAACAAAGGACACUUGCAGUUUGUGGACUUCAGUUCCCAGAAUUCCCUAGCCAUUCUAAUAGUUAACAGAGAAUUCUGGGAAUGAAAAUGUGCAUGUCUCGAAGGGGCCAGGAUUGGAGAAGGUUCAUAUUCCUGGUCUCGGAAGAUGGAAUAUUUGCAAGGGAGGCUUGUUUCAAGAAAUUAGCUUUUCAGAGCACAUUAAAAAGAGCACAAAAGGAAUUUGCAUGUGUCUCUUUUAAGGAUGCUAAAUUGUAAGGAGAAAGGAGUUCACCGUGGCAGCUAAACUAGCUGAAAUGUUUUACUAUUGUACAGUCCAUGUUUCACAAAAGACCGAAGGGCUUGCUUUGUUUUCUAUAAAUUUACACCUUGGUUUAGCAGUUGUUUUGAGGUUCCAGCGACAAAACUUCACGGGGGUGUAUUCUUGUUCUCUUUUCCUAUAUCAUGUUAUGGUUUUAAUAAAACAAGAUGCAAGUC